Molecule: messenger RNA, 1753 nt
Organism: Diatraea saccharalis (sugarcane borer)
Lineage: Eukaryota; Metazoa; Arthropoda; Insecta; Lepidoptera; Crambidae
Source: the annotation of a GenBank genome assembly
AUGAUAAUAUUUGUCGCUCUCUUCGUUAUCGCGCUAACAGCGUUGUAUUUAUAUGGUACAAGAAACCACAAAUACUGGCUAGAUAAGGGUGUUCAACAUGAUAAACCAAUCCCUUUCUUUGGCACAAAUGCCAAAAACUAUUUACUCAGACAGAGUUUGACAGAAAUGGCCGUUGAAGCUUACUGGAAAUAUCCCAAAGAAAAGGUUGUGGGAGUAUAUUUGGUAUCUUGGCCUGCUUUAGUGUUAAGAGAUCCUGAUAUUAUCAAGCAAGUGCUCACUACGGACUUUAUAUACUUUUAUGGACGAGGUCUUAAUACACACGACGAGGUAAUAGAGCCAAUGUUGAGAAAUCUGUUCUUUGCGGAUGGGGAUUUAUGGCGAUUGUUGCGGCAGAGGAUGACGCCGGCUUUCACGAGCGGCAAGUUACGUUCCAUGUUCCCUCUAAUAAUUGAACGUGCUGAGAAGCUGCAAGCUCGUACAGCUUCAGCUGCUGCUGAAGGCCGCACCAUCGAUGCUCGUGAUAUUAUGGCACGUUACACUACUGAUUUCAUUGGAGCUUGCGGUUUUGGUCUCGACGCCGACUCACUCAAUGACGAAGAUUCCGCAUUCAGAAAACUUGGCAAGAAUAUAUUUAGAGUACGAUUAAUAGAAUCUGUAAUAAUAUAUUUGAAAGAUUUAUGCCCGGUAUUGUUUAAGCAUGCUAAGCUGUUAGGUUCUGUUGAAGGCGAAUUAAUAGAUCUCGUCAAAGUCAUUUUGAAACAGAGAAAUUAUCAACCCUCCGGAAGGAAUGACUUUAUUGAUCUUCUUCUUGAGUGCAAGAAUAAAGGAAUAUUAACAGGAGAGUCGAUAGAAAGAAGUAAACCCGAUGGCACGCCAGAAGAGACAUCAGUAGUGCUGGAUGAUGUGCUCAUGGCUGCACAAGUGUUCGUUUUCUUUGCAGCCGGAUUUGAGACCUCUUCUUCCGCCACCAGUUUCACUUUACAUCAGCUAGCAUUUAAUCCAGAAGUGCAAAAGAAAGUGCAAGAUGAUAUCGAUAGAGUGUUAGCUAAACACAACAACAAACUCAGUUACGAUGCUAUCAAAGAAAUGACAUAUUUAGAUUGGACAUUCAAAGAAGCUAUGAGAAUGUUCCCUUCACUCGGGUUUUUGAUUAGAAAAUGUGCAAAGAAAUACACAUUUCCAAAUAUGGAUUUGACAAUAGACCCUGGCGUACGUGUAUUAAUGCCACUGCAAGCGCUUCACAUGGACCCACUGUACUUCGAAAGACCUGAGGAAUUUCGGCCGGAGCGUUUUGAUCCUGAAGUUUUCGACAACAAAUUAAAGAACAUUUACAUGCCCUUCGGGAUCGGACCACGAGCGUGUAUCGGUGAGCGUCUGGGGCAUAUGCAGUCUUUGGCCGGACUGGCGGCGGUGCUAUCAAAGUUCUCUGUGCGGCCGGCACCGGAAACAGUUCGACAUCCACGUGUGGAUCCACCCUCAGGAAUAGUGCAGAGUAUAUUAGGAGGUCUGCCAUUAUUAUUCGAAAAAAGAAAAAUAUGUAUGUAGCUCAUAGUUUCCUGUUCAAGAAACGUACGUUUCGUGUUAUCAUUAUUUAAAAAAAAUGUAUUUAGGAUCAAUGCUAUUUUGAUUUUUUCAAUCAUACCACGAUUCAGGCGACUAAUCUAACCGAUUGAGCUACCCAAGACUUGUGACACAAGGAUUCUCAGGUACAUGAGACAAAGUCACAGUCAUUUAUUUUUAAAUUAUUUAUUGA